Molecule: messenger RNA, 540 nt
Organism: Plasmodium vinckei vinckei
Lineage: Eukaryota; Apicomplexa; Aconoidasida; Haemosporida; Plasmodiidae
Product: centrin-3, putative
Exons: 5
Coding region: 1-540 (179 amino acids)
Biological process (GO): spindle pole body duplication
Cellular component (GO): microtubule organizing center
Molecular function (GO): calcium ion binding; microtubule binding
Source: RefSeq, a predicted model, not a curated record
AUGAUUACCAGAAAAAGUGAUAUCGUAAGUUUUACACCAAGACCAAUUACUAAUAGACCCAUAAGUAGCAAUAGAAGGCGAGGACGAAAUGAAAUAACAGAGGAGCAAAAAAAUGAAAUAAAAGAAGCCUUUGAUUUAUUUGAUACAGAAAAAACUGGGAAAAUUGAUUAUCAUGAAUUGAAGGUAGCUAUUCGGGCACUCGGUUUUGAUAUAAAAAAGGCGGAUGUCUUGGAAUUGAUGAGGGAAUAUGAUAAAACAAAUUCGGGAUAUAUAGACUACAACGAUUUUUUAGACAUAAUGACACAAAAAAUUAGUGAUAGAGAUCCAACCGAAGAAAUAAUAAAAGCUUUUAAAUUAUUUGAUGAUGAUGAUACAGGAAAAAUAUCAUUAAAAAAUUUAAGAAGAGUUUCCAGAGAAUUGGGUGAGAAUUUAUCAGACGACGAGUUACAAGCCAUGAUUGAUGAGUUUGAUAAGGAUAUGGAUGGAGAGAUUAGUCAAGAAGAAUUUUUAAGUAUAAUGAAACAAACUAGUCUUUAUUAA